Cornus florida is the source of this 1158-nucleotide messenger RNA. RefSeq lists its product as uncharacterized. The transcript is spliced from 5 exons. The coding region runs from base 1 to 1002 and encodes 333 amino acids. The record is from RefSeq and is a predicted model, not a curated record. Lineage: Eukaryota; Viridiplantae; Streptophyta; Magnoliopsida; Cornales; Cornaceae.
AUGGUCUGGUCUUCCUCUCUCUCUCCUGCGCUUGUUUCAAAUUCCUCCACCUCGUCCUCUGCCCCGUCUUCUACCUCACUUCCUGACACCACCCAUUACAACCUAACCUCCGGUGAAUCUCCUUUAUUGCUGGUUUCCAACCCCUUUUUGCAGCUCCUUCCUUCCGGCGCUGAAUAUGGCGUUUCAAUUGGCAUGUUUAAAUCAUGGGCUUGUCGAGACUACUUGAGCAGCGGAGGAAGUAAAACUUUACAACAUUUGGCCCGACUACCAUCUCUCUCCUCUGAAACCCUAGACGGUGAUUUGGGAGGCGAUGAAAACGACGCGAUAUUGACUGUAAGAGCAGCAGCCCGAGAUCUGCCUCUGCAAGGCAAGAGGCAAAUUCAAAGGAAGCUGAUAAAGUCUCAGACCAACUCAAGUCCACUUCAAUCUCUGAGGGUAAAGCCCCUUCUGGUUGUUGCGAAUGCAAAUAAGUUUAAAAGGCAUGGAUGUAAGCAUUUUGACAAGAUAUCGGCUAUAUUUAGGGACAUAUAUGCAACAUGGAUGCAUGCCCACCCGUCCACUACAGCACCCCCCGCAAUCAUUUUGCCCACUCCCAAUGAUGACGAUGAUGAGGAAGAGGGUUGUGAGGUCAGUCCCCCACCUUUACGUAAAGGUAAGAAAACCAAAAGAGAUGCUUUAUCUCCUGGUAUAGCUGCACUCUUGUCAAACAUGAAUGAGAAUUCUGAGAGGAGAGACGAGAGAAUGGAAGUUGCAAUAGAGAAAACAGCUAAAGCAUCUUCUACUUCUACUCGUGUAUCUUCAUGUGAGAAAAGAGAUGAUGAAGUUCUCUCUCCCUCUAAAAAGGAUAGGGAUUAUGAAAUGUUUGACGCCUCCAUGCUCCUUUUACAAAAAAUACCUGGAAUUGAGAUGGCCCAAUUCGCUAAGGUAUCGAAGUUAUUACAUGAUUCUGAGAAGUGGCAGAAAUUUUUUCUUUCGGCACCUGAGGAUGUAAGAAUUGGUUAGGCACUGAAUGUUUGAGUUUUUCUUUAUGGAUGAUUGUGUUUUGUGUCAUCGUUUAACUUAUUAUUAUCUCACAUUUGGAUGACUGUAAUAACUUAAAUACUUUUAUUAUCUCACAUUUGGAUUACUGUAAUAACUUAAAUACUUUUAUUUCUUGGA